AUGUUUAUGGUGAAUAAGAAUAAAAAAUGGAAAUUUCUGAAGUACUCAAAGAAAUGCAGAGCUCUGUUUUUUGUUCAGCUUAACCCAAAUCGGAAUAUUUCAGUGGAAGGGUUCUCUGGUCAUGUUAGUAAAGUUGCUCCAGCAAAUGAAGGCUUCAGAAGGAAAAAAUAUCUGUAUUAUGCUAUUGCGCUUUGA
Molecule: messenger RNA, 195 nt
Organism: Sclerotinia sclerotiorum 1980 UF-70
Lineage: Eukaryota; Fungi; Ascomycota; Leotiomycetes; Helotiales; Sclerotiniaceae
Exons: 2
Coding region: 1-195 (64 amino acids)
Source: RefSeq, a predicted model, not a curated record